UUGUUGUUUUGUGGCGGUUUGUCGGGUAGUUGCGGCGAGGGGCGAAUUAUGUCGCCGGAUAACAAGGACUGCAUGGACAAGGACGAGUGUCUGGAUCUGCCCUGCCUGAACGGUGGGACUUGCAUCAACCAGGAGCCGCGGCUGCGCUACAGAUGCAUUUGUCCGGACGGCUUCUGGGGCGAAAACUGCGAGCUCAUCCAGGAAGGACAGACGCUUAAGCUGAGCAUGGGCGCACUGGCCGCCAUCCUCGUCUGCUUGCUCAUCAUUCUCAUUUUGGUGCUCGUCUUCGUGGUGUACAACAGACGUCGGGAGGCGCACAUCAAGUAUCCCGGACCGGACGAUGACGUCCGCGAGAACAUCAUCAAUUACGAUGACGAAGGAGGCGGCGAAGAUGAUAUGACCGCAUUCGAUAUAACCCCGUUGCAGAUCCCGAUUGGCGGGCCUCUUCCAGAGCUGGCGCCACCUAAGAUGUCGUUUAACAUAAUGGCAAUGGCACCUGGACAGGAGCCGAACGUGGGCAUCUUCAUCGAUGAGCACAAGAAGCGAGCGGACAGCGAUCCGAACGCUCCGCCGUUCGAUGAUCUCAGGAACUACGCGUACGAAGGAGGCGGCAGCACGGCUGGAUCGUUGAGUUCCCUCGCGUCUGGUAGUUCGGAUGAGGAACAGCAGGAGUACGACUACUUGGGCGCUUGGGGUCCGCGCUUCGACAAACUUGCGGAUAUGUACGGCCCCGGCGAAGAGACUGAGCAGGAGGAAUAAUAGGAUUACCAUAAAGAAAGAAAGAGAGAGAGAGAGAGAGAGGAAGGAUCAGACUCGACCAUCAACAUCGAACAAACAGACAAACAAACAAACACAUAGAAGAUCAACAAAACAACAAUAAAUAAAUAAACAAGCAAACAAACAGGAGAGGAUGCAUAAUAAACUUAAAUAGUCGGGUUUGAUCCAUUCGAAAACCAAAAAUUAUUAUUAACUAAGUCUACAUUAUAAAUAUAUAAAUAUUAGUUAUUAAGGUUAUGAUGAUGAUGAUGGAAGAUGAGCGCUAGAGGAUGCAAGAAGACGACGAGUGCAUUGCGUAGGAUUAUGAAGAGGAUUUGGAUUUUAAGUUUGAGGAAUCUUUUGCUUUUCGAUUUUUUCCACGUGUCCGAAGCGCACACGUGUCCCAUAAGACUGUUUUUUAAGAAGACGACGACGACGACGAUGAAGAAGGAGGAUCACGAGGAUUGGAUGCGGAUAUGGUUUUAAGUGAGGAAUUAAACAAAAUAUGUAUGUAGAAAAUUAUAUUAUAUAAAAUAUAUGCAGACAGCAGCGCGUCGAAUCGCAUCGCAUCGCAUCGCCGCCGGUUUCUUUCCGACUCUCUUGAACUAUUGUUGUGUGUCACUCACUCUCUCUCUUUUUAUAAUAAGUCCACUGCCAUUACUUAAAUCUUUUUAUACACGUGACGCUCUCUACAAGUUUCAUAUGGGGUUUGUUAUUGUUAAUUCUCAUCGAUCGAUUUAAAAAGACGACAACAACAACAACCACCCUUCUCCAUCCAUCAUUACCCCGUUUGUUAAGAAGGUGCGCGCGCGACUGGCGUGCUGCUGCGUGUCUGUAAUGUUGCCGUAUGUUAAUUGGAUUCAGGAUCGAGAGAUCUCGCGUCUCCUCCUCCGACAGGAGCAGAUCUUUGGGAAACUUUUCUCUCUCUUGAUUCGCAAAAUGAAUAAUAGUAAAACAACAGGAGAGUAACAUAUUUUAUGUAUAUUUUGUUAGCUCGUAGUCGAAUUGCGAAGAGGACUAGCGUAGAUUUAGUUCAUCUUCUUCAAAAAAA
Messenger RNA from Nicrophorus vespilloides, 1807 nucleotides. Its product is annotated as neural-cadherin-like. Lineage: Eukaryota; Metazoa; Arthropoda; Insecta; Coleoptera; Silphidae. Gene Ontology annotation, biological process: homophilic cell-cell adhesion. Gene Ontology annotation, molecular function: calcium ion binding; cadherin binding. The transcript has 4 exons. Gene Ontology annotation, cellular component: catenin complex. The coding region runs from base 49 to 759 and encodes 236 amino acids. The record is from RefSeq and is a predicted model, not a curated record.